Carica papaya (papaya) is the source of this 2923-nucleotide messenger RNA. RefSeq names its product endonuclease (gene OTP51). NCBI's taxonomy places the organism in Eukaryota, Viridiplantae, Streptophyta, Magnoliopsida, Brassicales, Caricaceae. Gene Ontology annotation, molecular function: endonuclease activity; protein binding. The record is from RefSeq and is a predicted model, not a curated record. Gene Ontology annotation, biological process: Group II intron splicing; mRNA cis splicing, via spliceosome; photosystem I assembly.
UAGGAAGGUAGGCGGUGGAAGAACUCAGCGAUGAUCUUGAGCAGAGCUCAGGAGCUCUCUCCAUCUUUCGCCAUAACUCUCUGCUCUUCCUUCUCCUUAAACCCUAGCUUAAACCCCAACUUCAGUUUCCCUAAUAUGCGCUCUUCGACUCUCUUCCUUCUCCGCUCAUUAUCUCUUACCCUUCGGCACCACAACCACCGCAACAGCUGCCGGCUUUUCCUUUCUCUCUCCACCCUUCCCCUUCCGUGCGUAGUAGCCGCCGCAGCCCGAGAUUACCCUUUCCGGCCACGUAUUCGGUCCCCACUCGCCAGAACCGGUGCUGCUUUCGUCGAGCACUUGGCGCACGGAGCGGGAGUUUCGGCGGGAGAGGAGGAGGCGGUGGUGGAGGAGGAGAAGUGGGAUUUCUCUAAUUACAGUGGCGAGAGUGGGGCUUUUGUGUUCGAAGAAGAAAGCGGGGCGCGGGUUGCUCGCAACGAAACUAAGCACUUGGAGUCUCCGGAGUUGGAGGUGAAGGAAUUGGAGGAUUUGCCGGAGCAAUGGCGGAGGGCAAAGUUAGCCUGGCUGUGCAAGGAGCUGCCGGCGCACAAGGCGGGAACGCUUCUGAGGAUCCUCAACGCGCAGAGGAAGUGGAUGCGCCAGGAGGAUGCCACGUAUGUCGCCGUUCACUUCAUGCGGAUUCGCGAAAACGAGGCUGGUUUCAGGGUCUACAAAUGGAUGAUGCAGCAGAGUUGGUAUCGAUUUGAUUUUGCUCUUGCUACCAAGUUGGCGGAUUACAUGGGUAAGGAGGGGAAGUUUGCAAAAUGCCGACAGAUAUUUGACGACAUAAUCGAUCAAGGACGAAUUCCUAGUGAAUCUACGUUUCACAUUUUAAUUGUUGCGUACCUUAGCACACAAGUUAAAGGUUGUUUGGAGGAAGCCUGCAGCAUUUAUAAUCGAAUGAUUCAGUUGGCAGGUUACCAACCCCGCCUUAGUCUGCAUAACUCUCUUUUCCGAGCACUGGUGAGCAAACCAGCUGCUGCUUCAAAACAGUGUCUAAAACAAGCUGAGUUCAUCUUUCAUAAUUUGGUGACAUCAGAUCUUGAGAUACAUAGGGAUUUUUAUGGCGGUCUAAUAUGGUUACAUAGCUACCAAGAAACCAUAGAUAAAGAAAGGAUAGCAAACCUUAGUGAAGAGAUGAGACUUGCGGGUAUUCAGGAGAGCAAAGAAGUCCUUGUGUCCAUAUUGAGAGCUUGCUCAAAGGAGGGGGAUGUAGCAGAAGCGGAAAGAACUUGGCUGAAACUACUCCGAUGUGAUGGUGGUAUCCCUUCUCAGGCUUUUGUAUAUAAAAUGGAAGUUUAUGCAAAGAUUGGCGAGUUCAUGAGAUCUUUGGAAGCAUUUAAAGAAAUGAAGGAGCAACUUGGUUCUCCCAGUGUUGCAGCAUACCACAAGAUCAUAGAGAUCUUCUGCAAAGCUCAACAAAUCGAGCUUGCAGAAUCCUUGAUGAAAGAGUUUGUAGAAAGUGGUAAGAAGCCACUUAUGCCAUCUUAUAUUGAUCUAGUUGAUAUGUACCUCAGUUUGGGUUUACACAAUAAGCUGGAGUUAACUUUCGUUGAAUGCAUGGAGAAAUGUAGACCGAACAGAACUAUUUACAAUAUAUACUUGGAUUCUUUGGUUAGAGUCGGUAAUCUUGGCAAAGCAGAGGAGAUUUUCAAUGAAAUGCAAAGUAAUGGGACAGUUGGUGUUAGUACACGCUCGUGCAAUACUAUUUUGCGCGGAUACCUUGCUUCUGGAGACUACGUAAAGGCAGAAAAGAUAUACGAUAUCAUGUGCCAGAAUAAAUAUGACAUUGAAUCUCCCUUGAUGGAACAGCUUGAUCGUGUCCUAAGCUUGGUCAGGAAAGAUGUUAAGAAACCGGUAAGCCUGAAGUUAAGCAAAGAACAACGAGAGAUUCUUGUAGGUUUGCUAUUAGGCGGUUUGCAAAUUGUCUCAGACGAAGAGAGGAAGAACCACAUGAUUCGAUUCGACUUCAGAGAGAAUUAUGGUGUCCAUUCUAUUUUAAGACAAUACAUAAACAACCAGUACCAUGAGUGGUUACAUCCAUCUAGCAAGCCAUCAAACGAUAGCGAUGAGACACCCUUCAAAUUUUCUACCAUUUCACAUUCUUACUUUGGUUUCUACGCAGACCAGUUUUUUCCUAGGGGUGUUCCAGUGAUUCCAAAACUAAUUCAUCGGUGGUUGUCACCACGAGUUCUAGCAUACUGGUACAUGUACGGGGGACACAGAACGUCAUCCGGAGACAUUCUCUUAAGGCUGAGGGGAAGUCUAGAAGGUGUUGAGAAGGUAGUGAAAACAUUAAAAGCAAAAUCUCUAGAUUGCAGGGUGAAGAAGAAAGGGAAAGUGUUUUGGAUAGGUCUCAUGGGAAGCAAUUCAACCUGGUUCUGGAAAUUGACAGAACCUUACAUCUUAGAAGACCUAAAAGAUUUUCUAAAAGCUGGUGGAACCGGAGAGAUUCAAGAUAUUAACUUUGAUAGUGGAUCUGAUUUGGAUUUGGACCAAAAGACUUCUGAUUACAGUGAGGAUGAUGAUACCUUGUAAAACCAGUCUAAUUCAUGGUGUUUCUUCUUGGCCAUUUCAGAUCAGGGUACACCUUAGAAAAUGAGGGUUGCCAAUUGCCAAUUGCCAAUUGCCAAAUUGACUGGAUCUAGAGGGCAGCCUCACCAAGCUUGUUAGCCAAAUUAUAUUUCCAUUUUCCAUAUAUUUACCAAACCUCAAUGUUGUACAAUGUACAUACAGUUCUAACUGGAUAUUUCAUAAAUUAUUAUUUAUGAAAUUGUAAUAUGUUAAAAAAAAUUUCUGGGAAUUUUAAGAAUUUAAGGCUACAAAUGGGAUGAGUUUUUUUUUUUUUUUUAUAAUACCCAUAUUGUAAUUGUAUUUAUUUUAUAAA